AUGUUGCCGAUUCAAGUCUUGAAGGAUCAAGCUCAAGAGGAACGUGGAGAAAAUGCUCGCUUGAGCAUUUUUGUCGGAGGAAUUGCUCUCGGCGACUUGGUCAAGUCAACUUUGGGACCGAAAGGCAUGGACAAAAUUCUCAUCGCCGGCGGACCUGAUCAUCAAACAAUCAAAGUCACUAACGAUGGUGCGACGAUUUUGAAAUCGAUUGGAGUUGAUAAUCCGGCAGCCAAGGUGCUAGUUGACAUGGCGAUGACUCAAGAUAGCGAAGUUGGUGAUGGUACAACGUCAGUCACCGUGUUGGCCGCUGAACUGCUACGUGAAGCCGAGAAAUUGGUUUCUCAACGCAUUCAUCCCCAAACAAUUAUUUCCGGAUACCGCCGGGCUCUCAAGAUUGCGCAAGGCGCACUAGUGAAGAGUGCAAACGAGUCAGGAUCGCACCUUCGAGAAGAUUUGGUGAAGAUUGCUAACACUACUCUUGGGUCCAAAAUUCUAUCCCAACACAAGGAUCAAUUCUCAAAGCUAGCCGUUGAUGCUGUUUUGCGUUUAAACGGAUCCGGGAAUUUGGAGGCUAUACAAAUCAUCAAGAAGUUGGGUGGCUCGAUGAACGAGUCUUAUCUUGAUGAAGGAUUUUUGCUCGAAAAGCUGCCGGGGCACUCUCAACCACGUCGCGUUGAGAAUCCGAAAAUUUUGAUUGCCAACACGCCUAUGGAUACAGACAAAGUGAAAGUCUUUGGAACUCGUGUCAGGGUAGAGUCUGUCGCAAAAGUUGCUGAAUUGGAGGUGGCUGAGAAGCUGAAGAUGAAGGAGAAGGUUGACAAGAUUCUUUCUCACAAGUGUGAUGUCUUCAUCAAUAGGCAACUGAUUUACAACUAUCCUGAGCAACUUUUCGCUGAUGCCAAGGUUAUGGGAAUUGAGCAUGCAGAUUUCGAAGGAAUCGAACGAUUGGCUCUCGUGCUUGGUGGUGAGAUUGUGUCUACGUUCGAUACUCCCGAAAAUGUGAAGCUUGGAACUUGCGAGUUGAUAGAAGAAGUGAUGAUUGGCGAAGAUCGGCUUUUGCGCUUUAGCGGUGUUCCAUUGGGAGAAGCCUGCUCAGUUGUUUUACGUGGGGCGACUCAACAAAUUCUUGAUGAAGCAGAACGCUCGCUUCAUGAUGCUUUGUGCGUGUUGAUUACUCAUGUUAAGGAGGCAAAAACAGUGGCUGGUGCUGGCGCAAGUGAGAUUUUGAUGAGCACGGCUGUAACCGUUGAGGCACAAAAGGUGGCAGGAAAAGAAGCGUUGGCGGUCGAGGCUUUUGCUAGAGCCCUUGCUCAACUUCCUACGAUCAUCUGCGACAAUGCUGGCCUCGAUUCAGCUGAGCUUGUUACCCGUCUUCGUGCUGAACACGCCAAUGGACGCCAUAACAUGGGCAUUGAUGUUGAAAAUGGAACGGUCACUGAUGUGGUUGCUCUUGGUGUGAUUGAGUCCUUCAACGUUAAAAUGUGCAUGGUCUCUGCUGCAGCUGAGGCGGCUGAACAGAUCAUCCGAGUCGAUAACAUUAUCAAGAACGCUCCAAGGCAGCGAACCAGAGACAACCGACCAUGC
This is a messenger RNA of Mesorhabditis belari, 1584 nucleotides long. NCBI's taxonomy places the organism in Eukaryota, Metazoa, Nematoda, Chromadorea, Rhabditida, Rhabditidae. The record is from the annotation of a GenBank genome assembly.